Messenger RNA from Adineta steineri, 936 nucleotides. NCBI's taxonomy places the organism in Eukaryota, Metazoa, Rotifera, Eurotatoria, Adinetida, Adinetidae. The record is from the annotation of a GenBank genome assembly.
AUGAACAAUCAUUAUAAUUAUGAUGGUACAAAUACAAAUUAUUCGAAUAGACAACAGUUGUCUGAUAAUAAUGUUAAUGUAAAUAAUUCAUCAUGUCUUCUACAAUCUCCUAUUCUUGAUUAUUAUGGACAAGAUUCAUUUAAUCAAACAUCAUCUCGACAUAUUCCAAUUUAUAAUAAUCAUCUAUAUCAAGAUAAUACUAAUCAUUUUUAUCGUUAUAAUGUACUUUCAUCUACAUCAUCAAAUCAACCAAGUAGUUCAUGUAUAUACACUUGUCAAAAUGGUAUACUUGGAAAUUAUUCCGAAGAAAAUCCAGUAUCAAUUCCUUCGAAUGGACAUUCACAAACCGAUAUGAUAUCUUCUAUUCAUCCCAUGUCUCUUGAUUUAUAUAGUCUAUCAGUAACACCUCCACCAAAUGGAUGUCCAUCAUCAUCUCCAAUUUUACCUUCAGCACAAACACAAAAUGAUUUAACAAUAUCAACUGAUACAAUUCCAUCAUCAUUAAAUAAACAAGACCAAAAUUCUCCUGUGAUUUAUCCAUGGAUGCGUAAAGUGCAUAUUAAUAAUCCAGUUUUUAAUUAUACAAGUGGAGAAACAAAACGAGCUCGUACAGCUUAUACUCGACAUCAAGUAUUAGAAUUAGAAAAGGAAUUUCAUUUUUCCAAAUAUUUAACUCGUCGACGACGUAUUGAAAUUGCUCAUUCACUUAUUUUAACUGAACGACAAAUUAAAAUAUGGUUUCAAAAUAGAAGAAUGAAAUGGAAAAAAGAUCAUAAAUUACCGAAUACAAAAUCGAAACUGCCCGAUACAUUACCAGCUGCAACAACGUCAUCACCUAAUCAUAUAAAAAAAGAAGAACAAGAACGUGAUAUUGAUCCAAUGAUUAUGAAUGAUUAUAUAAAAGAAGAAUCGUUUUCAUCUGAAUCAUCAAAUUAA